Molecule: messenger RNA, 1602 nt
Organism: Melitaea cinxia (Glanville fritillary)
Lineage: Eukaryota; Metazoa; Arthropoda; Insecta; Lepidoptera; Nymphalidae
Product: glycerate kinase
Exons: 1
Coding region: 1-1455 (484 amino acids)
Biological process (GO): protein phosphorylation
Cellular component (GO): cytoplasm
Molecular function (GO): glycerate kinase activity
Source: RefSeq, a predicted model, not a curated record
AUGUCUAAAGCAGUUUUUUGUGAUUUGUUACAAAUAUUUAAAAGUAGUGUAUCAGCUGUUUCACCCGAAAAUUUAAUUAAAAACUCUGUUAACUAUAAUUCUGCUACCAAAAAAUUAACAAUUGUAAAUGAAAGUUAUAAUCUGCAAAACAAAAAUGUUUAUCUCAUUGGAGCUGGAAAGGCUGUUCAAAAUAUGGCCAUUGAAGUGGAAAACAUAUUAAAUUCUAAAAUUAAAAACGGUAUUGUAAGUAUACCGGUCGGAAGCUUAACUACCAAAUCUUUAGACAAAAAUAAAACUUUAUAUCUUGAAGGAGCUAAAAACAAUUUACCAGACGAAAAUUCUAUGAAUACAACAAAAAAAAUUAAAGAGUUAGUUUUGAAAUUAACAGCAGAUGAUUUUUUGUUAGUUUUGUUAUCUGGUGGUGGAUCUGCAUUAUUGUCUUUACCAAAGGAGCCAAUCACUUUAGAAGAAAAAACUACACUGAUAAAAAAUCUAGCUAACUCGGGAGUAGAUAUUACUGAACUUAACACAGUGAGGAAAUGGGUUUCUGACAUAAAGGGUGGGCAAUUAGCUAUGUACGCUCAACCAGCCCAAGUUGUUACAUUAAUAUUAUCUGAUGUUGUUGGUGACCCUAUAGACAUGAUAGCAAGUGGACCCACUGUUCAGAAUAAGGAUAACCCAAUUGAAGCUAUUAAUAUAAUUAAAAAGUUUAAUCUAUAUGAUGAAACCCCAACAUCGGUAAAGACCGUUCUGGGAGAGAACAAACUAUUACAAACAUUUCCUACUGAUAAAGUACGAAAUAUUAUAAUAGGUUCUAAUAAAUUAAGCAUAAAAGCAGCUGCUACUAAAGCCAAACUUUUAAAUUAUUACCCUGUUGAAUUAUCUAAUGUAGUUACGGGUAAUGUAAGUGAUUUAGUCAAGGAGUAUGUCAAAUUAGUUAAAACAUUAUGUGAAUUUAGAAAUCGUAACACGGAUGUAACUAAUUUGAAAGAUAAGUUGGGAACUUUGGAAAUAUCUGGAUUACAGUUGAAUUUUGCUGAUAUUGGUGAGGAAGUUAAAGCAAUUAGAAACAAAGAUUUAUGUAUAAUUCUUGGAGGAGAAACUACAGUAAAAGUCAAUGGCACUGGAUUAGGUGGUAGAAACCAACAACUUGCUUUGGAAUUCUCGAAAGCUAUAAGUAAUUUACGCAAUGAGUUUAAGGAUCAUGAUAUCUAUUUUCUAAGUGCUGGAACUGAUGGUAUAGAUGGACCAACAGAUGCCGCAGGUGCUAUUGGAUACACAAAUAUGAUUUCAGAUUGUAAAGUUGCUAAUAUUGAUGUAAACACUUACAUAAAUAAUAACGAUUCCUACAAUUUUUAUAAGACAUUCAAAAAUGGUGAACUUCAUAUAGUUAUAGGACAUACAAAUACUAAUGUUAUGGAUAUACACUUAAUUAUAAUAAAAAAACAAAUAUAGUAUACUUUAUACAAUUUAAUACAAUAUUCUAUAUAACAUAUAUUUCUAUGUCGAUGGUUUGAGGAAGAGACUUAGUUUACUAUUAUUUUCCUUUUCUUGUUUAAACUUUGUUGAUGCAAUUACAGCUUUCUGACAAAGUCCAGCAAA